AUGAAGUCAGCCAAGGCGCCCGCGACAGAGAGCUCGUCGCACCGCCGGUCGCAGCCCGUUCGUCAAGCUCGUACCAACACUGCGCGAAGCACCGCGAACAUGGGCCGCUCCGGUGCUGGCAGAGACUCGAUCGGCGGUGCAGACCAGCCCAUCGACAUUUUCCCUGCGAUCACUCACUUCGCCGAUGCCAUUACCGCUCUCCCUAAAGAGCUCGUCCGACAUUUCACACUGUUGAAGGAGGUUGAUGCUAAACUUUUCAUUCCUGAAGAUCAACUCUUCCGACUUGUCGAAGCUGCCACAAACGCUCCUGUUACCGAGGCACGUCCGAACAAUGAAACAUCAAGCGUUGCUCCUGGCUCGGCGCCUAUGAGCGCGCAAAACAGCUCAACCGGCAAUGUCUUGAAUAACAGCGCCCAGAGCGUGCUCUCAGCCGAUGAAUCUCACAGGGACCUCGUUUUCGACCCUUCCAACCUACCUCGCCGCCACCUCUUCCGACAGACCGCGCUCAAGAUCCAAGAGAUGCUUGUGUCCCUCGAAGAAAAAAAUCACGUCAUUUCUACGGCCAAUGAAGCGCUCGAAGCCCAGCUCACCCGAAUCGAAGACGUCUGGCCACAUCUAGAGAACGAGUUCAGCGAUGAGGCAAAAUGGGGAAGCACCACACACUGGGCAUACCCCGAAAAUAGGUUUUCAAAAGCAUCUCAGGUCGAUCGUACACGGCGCGACGGCGCCGCAGCCAUUUCCGCCGCAGCACAGGCUCUUGCUGAUGAGGCAGCUGCUAGAAGCGACGCCCGGAAGCAAGCCGUGCAAGCAAAGAAGGCGUCGAGAAACCACCACAACAACAUUAAUACCAAUAAUCAUAACCAUGAGUCUGAGGGUGACGAUCAUGAGGGGAAGCACAAGCCUGAGGGCCCCAAGAAGACUGCCAAGUCAAGAAAAUCGGCGGCGGCGGCUGCAGCAGCAGCCGAAACUGCCAAUGUUGGCUUGGGCAUCACGACGGCCACGAACAAUAAUGGAAAUCCACCGCAGAAGCGACGCAAGGUUGAAAAGCCAACAAACGGCGCCACAACGACAGCAGAUCGUGCCAUGAGCGCUGUCUUUGGAAACGCUGCACCAAAAGCGAAAACAACAAGCCCGCGAGCAACUCCUGCCCCUGAAGCAGCGCCUAAGAAGAGGAAGGCCCUUCCUUCGAGUAGCGGGCAGGUCAAGAAGAGUAGGAAUGGCGUAGCUGGCUUGUCAACGUCGGCCAACUCCUCGCCCGUGAUUACUGAGCUCCCAGAGCCAAAGCUCCCUCCUGUCGGCGCAUCACCAGUACCUGUUCCUACCCCGAACCCAGCACCACCAACACGUUCGCGGCAAAACUCGAUACAGAAUGCAAACGCAGAGAAUAACAAGGCCCGACCUACUUCAGCUCCUAAUAAACCCAAUGGCAUCGCUGUUAACACGGUGAAUGCUGUACCUCCACCAAACAGCUCACUUCGCAAUGGUGCUACUGCCGAGCCCAAAACCCCUAAAGAGACGAUUGUGUCGAUCAAGACCGAGAAUCCCAAGAAGGAAACUGAGAGAACAGAAACUAUACCUGCUCCACCAACUACUAUGGUGAACACCAUCACCAAUGCGACUCCGAUUCCGCCUCCGAUUAGCACCAAGAAAGAUGCUAAGAAGCCUGACGAGAACGAACGUAAGAAUGACCGCAAGAGCGAAUCAUUACCUCCAGCUGCCCCAACACCUACAGUCACAACAAAGAGUGGGCGAGCUAGUAAGCCAUCGACGCCGUCAUUGGCAACAUUUCAAGAAGCGGCGCCACCCCGAUCGCGCUCAGCAAGAAACAACGACGGUGUUGGCACAGGAAGGAAGAACCAGAAGAAAGCUGGGCCUACUAUCCAUGCCACUGUUGCUCAGCUGGCAGACGAAGAUACGAACAGCAGCAUGCAGGGCGACGAGGAGGAGGCUGACAUUGACGCAGAUGAGCCGACAUACUGCUACUGUAACGGAGUCAGUUACGGCGAGAUGGUAGCGUGCGAUGCUGAUGAAUGCCCUCGCGAAUGGUUCCAUUUAGAAUGUGUUGGACUCAAGGUUGCGCCAACAUCAAAAGCAAAAUGGUAUUGCGAAGACUGCAAGGAGCGCCUCAAAAUGGCCGGCAAAAAGUCCAAUGGCAGAUAG
Molecule: messenger RNA, 2160 nt
Organism: Fusarium pseudograminearum CS3096
Lineage: Eukaryota; Fungi; Ascomycota; Sordariomycetes; Hypocreales; Nectriaceae
Exons: 3
Coding region: 1-2160 (719 amino acids)
Biological process (GO): regulation of DNA-templated transcription
Cellular component (GO): Rpd3L complex; Rpd3L-Expanded complex; nucleus
Source: RefSeq, a predicted model, not a curated record